AUGAAGAAGAAAGUGGAGACUGAGUUAGAGCGACUCACCAAGCAAGGUAUAAUUGAACCAGUAAAGUUUUCGGAAUGGGCGGCACCCAUUGUGCCAGUAUUAAAGCCAGAUAAUACUGUACGCAUAUGUGGGGACUACAAGCUAACAGUGAACCAAGUUUCGAAGCUGGAGCAGUAUCCAAUACCAACGGUGGAGGAUGUGUUUGAAAAGCUGUCGGGAGGUGAAAGGUUCAGCAAACUGGACCUCAGUCAUGCAUAUCAACAAGUUGUUCUGGAGGAAGGGUCAAAGCCAUAUGUCACCCUUAACACACACAAAGGUAGGAACAAUCGCGAGCAUCUGGAGACUCUGAACGAGGUGCUGAGGCGACUGCGAGAGACUGGUCUGCUGGUGAAGCGGAGUAAAUGUGCUUUCAUGAAAAAGGAAGCUGAGUUCCUGGGUUACAAGGUGGAUGCAUCGGGCCUACACCCUCUGCCAAACAAGGUGUUGUGGGGGGCACGAGUGAUAAUUCCGCCCCCAGGAAGACGUGCACUUUUACAACAGCUGCACCAGGGUCAUGUGGGCAUCACCCGAAUGAAGGCCUUAGCACGAAGUUAUUUCUGGUGGCCAAAGUUGGACCACGACAUUGAAGUCGCUGUGAAAGAGUGUAACAUCUGUCAGCAACAUCGCAACUUACCGGUGACGGCACCACUACACCCAUGGGAGUGGCCGAGUAGACCUUGGCAAAGACUUCAUAUAGACUAUGCCGGGCCUUUUAUGGGGGCAAUGUUUUUGAUAAUAAUGGAUGCUCAUUCUAAAUGGAUGGAUGCCUAUCCAGUUAAAACAACCACUUCCACCACGACCAUUGAAUGCCUUAGGAAGAGUUUCAGUAGUCAAGGACUACCAGAGACUAUUGUAUCAGAUAAUGCUUCAUGUUUCAUGAGUGGAGAGUUCAAGGGUUUUCUGAAAAAAAAUGUGUCAAGGGUGUUAUUCAGCUACCGCAUUACACCCCAGUCUACCACCGGAUUGUCACCUGCCGAGAUGUUGCAAGGACGGAGAUUAAGGUCAACAUUGGAUCUGGUGCAUCCAAACAUCUGAGCUAAGGUAGAGAGGACACAAUGGCGGCAAAAAGAACAUCAGGAUCGACGACGGAGAGGAAGAAGUUUCCUGGUGGGAGAUGCAGUGAUGACUCGAAACUUCAGCUAUGGACCUAAAUGGAUUCCAGGGUUCAUUGUAAAGAGUACUGGUCCACUGUCGUACCAGGUGAGGUUGAAUGGAGGUUUUGUGGUCAGGAGACAUGUGGACCAGAUUCUGCGGAGCGAACGGGAGAAGGACUUUAUGGAACUGCAAGCCCCGGAAAUACCGUUAGUUUUGGAAGAAGGGUUCGCAGCGGCAGGAGGAUCUCCGAUCUUGGGGGCCGAGGAAGACCACCGGGACUUGGAAGGAGAGGUUCCCGAGGACCAAACCUUUCCAGGGAUGGACACAUCGGUACCAGAGGUGGUAACUGUGACACCGGAGUCACCUAGGGUGGUACCAUUGCGCCGUUCUAAGUAUGUGGGCACCGAUGAAAGUCCAUAUGAACUGAAAAUUGGUCCUUGUUCUGUAUCAUGUGGAGUAGGGAUUCGAGAAAUUUAUAGGACAGGAGGAUGUCCUGCAGGAGAAACAAAAUGCAUUAUCCGCGUUGAGGAGUGCAGUGAAAAUCCAGAUUGUGAAUGGGGAACUCCACUACGUGAAAAUGAAAAAUCUGUAACAUUAUCUUGUAUUUUUAUACCACCUUUCACCAGAUUUUUGUAUGCAUGGUACAUGGUACCAAAGGAUGGGGAACCAGUGCCAAUUCAAAAUCAUUAUUAUAUAAUGGACGUGUCGAGAGGAAAAAAUAAUACGGUCAUUCAGUGUGACACCCUUGAAAGUGGAACAGUAGUUGCCUCUGUUAAAUUUAUGGUAUACAGCGAUGAUACUGGUAUGUUACUUGUUAGCUUAUUAACGUUUUAUAAUGUUAAAGGUGUGUAUGACCUAGACUCUGAACUUCAUGUCACUGGGAUAUGUAGUGGGCAUGUAUGA
Messenger RNA from Protopterus annectens (West African lungfish), 2037 nucleotides. RefSeq names its product sperm acrosome associated 1 (gene SPACA1). Gene Ontology annotation, biological process: DNA integration. NCBI's taxonomy places the organism in Eukaryota, Metazoa, Chordata, Ceratodontiformes, Protopteridae. The transcript is spliced from 9 exons. The record is from RefSeq and is a predicted model, not a curated record. Gene Ontology annotation, molecular function: nucleic acid binding.